This is a messenger RNA of Penicillium robsamsonii, 4239 nucleotides long. Its product is annotated as putative ABC multidrug transporter. Gene Ontology annotation, molecular function: ATP hydrolysis activity; ABC-type transporter activity; ATP binding. Lineage: Eukaryota; Fungi; Ascomycota; Eurotiomycetes; Eurotiales; Aspergillaceae. Gene Ontology annotation, cellular component: membrane. The coding region runs from base 1 to 4239 and encodes 1412 amino acids. Gene Ontology annotation, biological process: transmembrane transport. The record is from RefSeq and is a predicted model, not a curated record. The transcript is spliced from 4 exons.
AUGGAAGGGCCAGAGAAAGCCCAGGGCGGGAGCUCUCACGAGCUACAAUUCGACAGCGAAAGUGCCAUGACAGUCAUGGGUGACGAAACUAUAGAGACCCCCAGUCCCAAAGGAAAUGACUGGAGCAUGAUGACCAAGCUCCAGGAGGAUAGCGAUCGCAACCUAGCUGCUGGAUUCAGAAAGCAGGAACUUGGUAUCACCUGGAAGGAUCUCUCCGUGCAUGUAACAAGCUCAGAAGCUGCUGUCAAUGAGACUGUUCUAUCCCAGUUCGAUAUCCCUACCAAAAUCAGAGAGAGCCGACGAAAGCUUCCUCUCCAAACGAUCCUCAACAAGAGUCAUGGCUGCGUGAAGCCCGGCGAAAUGUUGCUUGUCUUGGGCCGCCCGGGCUCUGGCUGCACCACAUUGCUGAAAAUACUGGCCAACAGACGAGCAGGAUACAAAUCAGUGGAGGGCGAGGUUCGCUUUGGAUCAAUGCAACCCAAGGAGGCUGAACAGUUCCGAGGCCAGAUUGUGAUGAACACCGAAGAAGAGAUAUUUUUUCCUACCCUCACAGUCGGUCAAACUAUGGACUUUGCCACACGUCUCAAGGUACCCUUCCAUUUGCCAGACGGUAUGACUGCGAAGGAAUACCAGCAAGAAACGAAGAAGUUCCUCCUCCAAUCCGUCGGUAUCUCUCAUACUGAGGAUACCAAGGUCGGCAACGAAUACGUUCGUGGAGUCAGCGGUGGUGAACGCAAGCGAGUUUCCAUCAUCGAAUGCAUGGCCAGCCGAGGAUCCAUCUACUGCUGGGAUCAAUCGACUCGUGGCCUUGACGCUUCUACUGCCCUCGAAUGGACGAAGGCUAUCCGAGCUAUGACUGACACCCUCAAUCUAUCAACCGUCGUCAGUCUUUACCAGGCUGGUAAUGGCAUUUACAACAUGUUCGACAAAGUUCUCGUGCUUGACGAAGGAGAGCAGAUCUUCUACGGUACCAGAGAGCAAGCCAGGCCAUUCAUGGAGGAAGCCGGGUUCCUUUGUCGCGAAGGUUCUAACGUCGCCGAUUACCUCACUGGUGUUACCGUACCCACCGAGCGCAGAGUUCGCGAUGGCUUCGAGAACCGCUUCCCGCGCAACGCCGAGGCCCUGAGAGCCGCAUAUGAAAACUCACCAAUAUAUACCCAAAUGAUCGCAGACUACUCUUACCCGGACUCCGACCUUGCCCGUGAGCGGACAGAGGAGUUUAAGCAGGGUGUGCUGUAUGAAACUUCCAAAAACUUGUCCCAGAACAGCCCCUUCACCGUUGCCUUCAUUGAUCAGGUUAAGAUCUGUGUGCAGCGCCAGUACCAAAUUCUUUGGGGUGACAAAGCUACCUUCAUCAUCAAGCAGGUGGCAACACUAGUCCAGGCCUUGGUUGCUGGCUCCCUGUUCUUUGAUGCCCCCGAUAACUCUGGUGGACUAUUCAUCAAGUCCGGUGCUAUCUUCUUCUCCCUUCUUUACAACAGCCUGCUCGCCAUGAGUGAAGUGACCGAGUCCUUCUCUGGAAGACCGGUGUUGAUCAAGCACAAGGGCUUCGCUUACUUCCACCCGGCUGCUUUCUGUCUUGCCCAAAUCGCUGCGGACAUACCUGUAUUGCUUUUCCAAAUUUCCAUGUUUGGUCUGGUUCUCUACUUCAUGGUAGGACUCACAAUGACCGCUGGAGCAUUCUUCUCUUGGUGGAUUAUCGUGUUCACAACAACAAUGACCAUGACUGCGCUUUUCCGAGCUGUGGGUGCUCUUUUCAGUACCUUUGAUGGAGCAUCGAAGGUGUCCGGUUUACUCAUCAUGUGCACCGUUCUCUACACCGGUUAUCAGAUCCCAAAGCCUUCAAUGCAUCCUUGGCUUGGCUGGAUUUUCUGGAUCAAUCCCCUUGCCUAUGGGUUUGAGGCUAUGCUGAGUGUUGAAUUCCAUGAUAAGACCCACAUUCCAUGCGUCGGCACGAAUCUCAUUCCCAAUGGCCCUGGAUAUGAGAAUGUCCAAGCACACCAAGCUUGUGCCGGUGUGGCCGGUGCGAUCCCAGGCCAGAACUUCGUGGUAGGCGAAAACUACCUAGCAUCGCUUUCAUACAGCUACUCGCAUGUUUGGCGCAACUUGGGCAUCAACUGGGCCUGGUGGGCUCUGUUUGUUUUCAUCACGAUCGUCGCAACCACGAGGUGGAAGUCACCAUCUGAGGCCGGUAGCGUGCUGGUUAUCCCUCGUGAAUAUUUGCACAAACACAUCAAAAGUAACCAGAAUGAUGAGGAAGGCCAGAGUUCAGAGAAGAGGGUCUCCCAAACCAAGGAUGAGUCUCCGAAGCUUGACAAUCAGUUGGUCCGUAACACCUCCGUCUUCACAUGGAAGAAUCUUUCAUACACAGUGAAAACGCCUACUGGUGACCGACUCCUCCUUGACAACGUCCAUGGAUGGGUGAAACCCGGCAUGCUUGGUGCUUUGAUGGGCUCCUCUGGAGCUGGUAAGACAACUCUGCUUGAUGUUCUCGCCCAGCGCAAAACUGAAGGAACUAUUCAUGGUUCUAUUAUGGUUGACGGUCGUCCAUUGCCUAUGUCAUUCCAACGCUCAGCCGGAUAUGUUGAACAGCUGGACAUCCAUGAACGCAUGGCAACGGUUCGGGAAUCAUUGGAGUUCUCUGCCCUUUUGCGCCAACCAGCUACGACUCCACGCGAAGAGAAACUUGCUUACGUGGAUGUUAUCAUUGACUUGCUCGAGCUUCAUGAUCUGGCUGAUACCAUGAUCGGUAGUGUGGGAGCUGGAUUGAGUGUCGAACAACGCAAGCGUGUCACUAUCGGAGUUGAGCUUGUAUCUAAGCCCAGCAUUCUGAUCUUCCUCGACGAGCCUACCAGUGGUCUUGAUGGCCAGAGCGCGUACAACACCGUCAGAUUCCUUCGCAGACUCGCAGACGCUGGCCAGGCUGUCUUGGUCACCGUUCACCAGCCAUCCGCACAGCUUUUCGCCGAGUUUGACCAGCUUCUUCUUUUGGCCAAAGGAGGCAAGACUGUUUACUUCGGACCCAUUGGAGAAAAUUCACAGGACAUCAAGAAGUAUUUCGCGCGAGAAGGAGCGCCAUGCUUGCCUGAGACUAACCCUGCUGAGCACAUGAUCGACGUCGUUUCGGGUCAAUUGAGUCAGGGUAAAGAUUGGAACAAGGUUUGGCUGGACUCACCUGAACACGGUUCCAUGCUCAAGGAGCUUGACGAUAUCAUUGAGACCGCUGCAUCGAAUCCGCCUGGUACCACCGAUGAUGGUCGGGAAUUUGCUACCAGCCUCUGGGAGCAGACAGUUCUAGUCUCGAAACGUACCUCAACCGCCUUGUUCCGAAACAGCGACUACAUUAAUAACAAGUUUGCCCUCCACAUCUCGACCGGCCUGUUUGUUGGCUUCAGUUUCUGGAAGAUUGGUAACUCUAUCACGGAUCUUCAGGUAGUCUUAUUCUUCAUCUUCAACGCCAUCUUUGUCGCGCCCGGUGUGAUCAAUCAAUUGCAGCCGACCUUCCUUGAGCGCCGUGAUCUGUUUGAGGCACGCGAGAAGAAGGCCAAGAUGUACUCCUGGAAAGCGUUCACUGUUGCCUUGGUUAUCUCGGAGGUGCCCUAUCUGGUUAUUUGUGCCGCUCUUUUCUUCAACUGCUGGUAUUGGCUGGGCGGUAUGCCCGUUGAUUCUAGCAAGAGCGGUAGCAUGUUCUUCGUGUUCCUUCUCUACGAGUUCCUCUACACCGGCAUUGGUCAAUUCAUCGCUGCGUACGCACCCAACGCUGCCAUGGCUGCCAUGAUGAACCCUCUCAUCCUCGGCAUCAUGAUCUCUUUCUGUGGUGUCUUGGUCCCCUACGCCCAAAUCGUCAGCUUCUGGCGGUACUGGAUCUACUGGCUCAACCCUUUCAACUACCUCAUGGGCAGCAUGUUGGUAUUUGGAGAGUUUGAUCGCGAAGUCCACUGCAGGGAGCAAGAAUUUGCCAAGUUCAAUGCGCCCAAUGGACUCACUUGCGGUGAAUACCUGAGCGAUUUCAUGCAGACCAUGGGCACCCGUAUGAACCUUGUCAACCCCGAGGCCACCGAAUCAUGCCGCGUGUGCCAAUACACCCGUGGAUCUGAUUACCUUGUCACCGUCAACCUAAUGGACUACUACUACGGCUGGAGAGACACGGGCAUCGUCGCUCUGUUUGUUAUCAGCUCGUAUGCGCUGGUGUUUGGUCUCAUGAAAUUGAGAACCAAGCAAUCCAAGAAGGCCGAGUGA